UCGCAGGAACGAAGAAUUCCCAUUAGAAUUCCGUUCCAGCUGCCGUCGGACGUUUCCGAUGAAAGAAUAGCGACUAACUGAAUUCUUCUGCGGCAGAGGGAUUUAUCAAUAGCAUUAACAAUAGAUCUUCCGCCGCCGUGAUAGAUCUCCGGCCGCCAUUCCCUUCCUUCUUGAUUCAAGGUACAGUUAUUUGUCUUGACAUUGAUUCUCGAAUUACGCGCUGUGAUUCAAAGAUCUCUGUCUGAUGUUUUCUUUUGGAACCAUGGCAAUUGGGGGCGAGGUAGGAUCUGAUUUUUGUUCGAGAUUCCAGUCAUUCAGAGACGAAACCACGAAAUUGCUAAAGUGAAUGCUUCUGCGAAGCAUUUCAAUUGAAUUUACUUCUCCUCGAUUUAGGUCUUACGGAGUGAUUUCUGAUGUUGCUUGAGCUGUGAAAUUAAGUGCUGGAACAAUGUCUUCGGAGGAAGGUGAUAUUAAGGAAGCUUCAGGAAGGCAAGUGGAAGAGGGGCCAAUGUCUGAGAAGCUGGAAUCCGGCGCGAACCAUGCGGGCAAUGGCCAUCAUGCUGUGGAAGAUACGUUUGCUGAUGGCAACAAAUGCUCCGAUGAUCACGACGAGCUUGUCCAAAUGGUUAUCGAUUUAAAAUCUCAAAAUGAAUUCUUAAAGUCUCAGUUGGAAAGCAUGAAGAAUCUGCAGAAUGUGGAGAGUGUGCCGGAACGUGCAGAAGAAAUUGGUUCGAGAGAUGGAGAAUCCGUUGAUUGGAAAGAACUUCAUGAAAGAAUUGAGUCUUUGAACAAAGAACUUUCGGAGGAAAAGCAGACACGAGGAGCAGCAGAGCAAGCUUUGCAGCAUCUCCAAGAAGCCCACUCAGAAGCAGAUGCAAAAGUUAACGAACUUUCUGCAAAGCUUAUCGAAGCUCAACAGAAGUUGGAGCAAGAAAUAAAAGAACGUGAUGAGAAAUAUUCUGACCUGGACUCAAAAUUUAGCAGGCUACACAAACGUGCAAAACAGCGUAUUCAAGAUAUCCAGAAGGAAAAAGACGACCUUGAGGCUCGAUUUCGUGAUGUUAAUGAAGUAGCAGAGCGUGCAACAUCCCAGCAGACUGCACUGCAACAAGAACUAGAACGCACUCGGCAACAAGCUAAUGAAGCAUUGAAAGCGAUAGAUUCAGAGAGGCAACAACUAAGAAGUGCAAAUAAUAAGCUUCGAGACAACAUAGAAGAAUUGCGACACUCAUUGCAGCCUAAAGAAAGUGCAUUGGAGGCAUUGCAGCAGUCCCUUGCGGAGAAGGACCAGAUGCUGGAAGACAUGAAGAAUAUGCUUCAAGCUACUGAGGAAAAAAAGCAAGCUUCACUAGCUGACCUUUCUGCAAAACAUCAGAAGAGCUUGGAGAGCAUGCAAAUGCAACUUUCUGAUGCUUUAUCUGACAGAAAUAAAGCAACAGAAACUAUUUCUUCUCUACAGGAAUUAGUUGCUGAAAAAGAAUCAAAGAUUGCAGAGAUGGAUGCAGCAUCAAGUGGUGAGGCAGCAAGACUUAGAGCUGCUGUGGAAACUGUAAAAGGAGAGCUAGCUCACCUCAGAAAUGAACAUGAGAAAGAAAAGGAGGCCUGGCAAGCUGCUUCAGAGGCACUUAAAAUGAAGUUAGAGAUUGCCGAAAGCAAUUGCAUACGUGCUGAAAUUGAAGCUGCUAAAAUGAGGAGUCAACUGGAAUCGGAAGUUUCUGCAAAAACCCGGAUGUUGAGUGCAAGGGAUGCUGAACUACUGACUAUCAAAGAGGAGAUGGGUCGCCUUGAAAGUGAAUUUUCUUCAUACAAGGUUCGUGCUCAUGCACUUCUUCAGAAGAAGGAAGCAGAUCUAGCUGCUGCUGUGGACUCUGAACAAAUUAAAGCUCUUGAAGAAGCAUUAAAGGAGGCUGAAAAGGAAAUCAUGUUGGCAUAUGCUGAAAAGGAUCGGGCACAGCUAGAUCUUCAGAAUGCUUUGGCAAAUCAUGAUAAAGAACUCAGAGAAAGAGAUUCAGCCCUUGAUGAUGCUAAGCAAAAUAUCAAGAGCUUAGAAAUGAAGCUAGAAUCUGUUAAUUUGCACCUUCACUCAGAAAAGGAAGCUUGGGAACAGAACCUCCAAAACUUGGAAGAAUCAUGGCGAAUCAGAUGUGAAGCAGUGAAGUCUGAGUUUGAAGAAUCCUCUAGACUAGACGUGGAAAAGGAAUUUGAAGAGCUAAAACAAGGGUAUAGAAAAUUGAAGGACGAGCAUGGUUCAUUCCGUGAUCUUGCCGAUAGAAUGAUUGAGGAAAAGGAUACAGAAAUUUCUAGGCUUUUAGAUGAAAAUAAGAAUCUUCGUCAAUCUUUGGAAUCAAAACCUCCUGCAGAUCAAAUUGAUUAUACUGCAGUCACUCAAAAACUGGAACUGUCAAAUUUGAGUGCCUCCAAUGCGGAACAACAGAUUCUGCUUUUAGCGAGGCAGCAGGCCCAGAGGGAAGAACAACUGGCCCAAUCACAGAGGCAUAUCUUAGCCCUUCAAGAAGAAAUUGAGGAGCUUGAACGAGAGAAUCGUCUGCAUAGCCAACAGCAAGUAAUGUUAAAGGCUGAGCUUCGUGAUAUGGAAAGAUCACAGAAAAGGGAAGGUGUAGACAUGACAUAUCUGAAGAAUGUCAUCUUGAAGCUCCUUGAAACCGGUGAAGUAGAAGCUCUGCUGCCCGUAGUUGCGAUGCUCCUCCAGUUUAGUCCAGAAGAGAUGCAAAAAUGUCAACAAGCGUACCGUGCCUCCAGGGACGCUCCACCAAGCCCUGCUACUGAUGCUUCUUCAGGAUCUGCUCUUUCUCUUUUCUCAAGGUUUUCAUUUUCAUGACAGAUGAGAAUGAGAGGAGGCCUCUAGAAAGCGACUGUGCUCGAGCCAGCAGACAAAAGCACAGCAGAGUUGCCAUAACUGUAAGAACUCGUAUGUUUCUUGUAAAACCAUUCUUUCAUGCAUAAAAUGAGAAUAUUUACAGACAACAGUUACCAUAGAUUAAGAUACAUACAUCGAAACACGGUCAAGAAGAGGGAUUUCAUUUUUUUCUUUUGGGAGGGGAAGUGUUGUAUUUUCUUUGAAAUUGUUCUUUAUUAUAUAUAUAGUGAUAAUUCUUGUCCAAGAUAGCCGCUCGCUACCUUCCCUUAUUUGGACAUGGUAAAUGAAUUGGUGGGCCAUCGUUUUGCUGUUGGGUUGGU
Momordica charantia (bitter melon) is the source of this 3198-nucleotide messenger RNA. Lineage: Eukaryota; Viridiplantae; Streptophyta; Magnoliopsida; Cucurbitales; Cucurbitaceae. The record is from RefSeq and is a predicted model, not a curated record.